UAUAAAGUAAUAGUCAGAAUGGCAGGACGUAGUAGAGGAAAGCCUGCCAUGUCGUUUUCCAUGGAGCAAUUGGGCAUCUCUAAAGGGGAAACAUUACCAGCAUCAGUUCUGCAGCCAUCUCCAAGUUAUCCCCCGCUGGAUCACAAGCCUCUACCUAUUCAGCUAACCACUGAGAUGAGUUACUUGGUAGAAUUAAAAAGGGAUUUUACUGAUUAUAUGCGAGAAUCACCAAACAAUGUGCAAGCUGCUGUAUUAAAUGAGGAUGUUGAACGAUUCUAUGAAGAUUUUGAAGAGACCAUUGCAGAACGUAAUAAAUCAGAAUAUGAGACACGUCACGAUUGGAAUAUAAUGCCAAUGGAAUUAAAAUUAUCGAGAAAACGAAAAUCCCAACAGCAAAAUACAAGUCGAAACAAGAAGAAGAAGGAAAUGGAUAUCAUUAAGAAACUAGCAGAACUGGAGAAAAAAGAAGACGUACAACGACCUGAGGUAGAAGAAGAGGGCAAAGAGGAAGGAGAUGAAGAUGAAGACGGUGAAGAGAAGGAGACGGGAGAAGGUGCAAAAGAUGAAGAGGAAAUUGAUGAGAUGGAUGAUGGAACUGAUUAUGUGAAUGAAUACUUCGAGAAUGGCGAUAAUUAUUAUAGCGAAGAUGAUAAUGAUGAUGAUCAAUUUUUUUGAUACAUAAAAAUUAUGUAUAAAAAAAUUUUAUAGUCUUGAUCUUGUUGUGAUCUCAGGGACAAUUUGUUUUAGAAACUCUAAUAAACAGUUGUAAAUGUAGCUAAAUUAUAUAGAAUUUUUAUUAUUUGUACCUGUUGCUCAAUUGCAUAUUAUUGUUUGAAGAUGGAAAUUAAUAUGCGUAUAUUGAACUUUUUAUUUUACUUUGUUAUUGAUGAAAAAGGAAAGAUUGUUACAACAUACGAGCACAAUUCAAAAUAGGGACAUAUGACAAUUAAAACAGUCUAGAAAUCACAG
Molecule: messenger RNA, 969 nt
Organism: Pogonomyrmex barbatus (red harvester ant)
Lineage: Eukaryota; Metazoa; Arthropoda; Insecta; Hymenoptera; Formicidae
Gene: Polr3G
Product: RNA polymerase III subunit G
Biological process (GO): transcription by RNA polymerase III
Cellular component (GO): RNA polymerase III complex
Source: RefSeq, a predicted model, not a curated record